Messenger RNA from Penicillium malachiteum, 6894 nucleotides. RefSeq lists its product as uncharacterized. NCBI's taxonomy places the organism in Eukaryota, Fungi, Ascomycota, Eurotiomycetes, Eurotiales, Aspergillaceae. The record is from RefSeq and is a predicted model, not a curated record. Bases 1 to 6894 code for a protein of 2297 amino acids. The transcript has a single exon. Gene Ontology annotation, cellular component: Cul8-RING ubiquitin ligase complex; nucleus. Gene Ontology annotation, biological process: replication fork processing; double-strand break repair via homologous recombination.
AUGCAAAUGGAACCAUGGCGGAAACGAGGGUAUGUCCCAGACUCAGACGAGGAGGACGAAUUCGAAUCCCUAGAAUCGAAUAACGAGGUCGUUAACGAUACCGGUGACCAUGAUAUCGAUCUCGAGUACCUUCCUGUUACGACGUCAGCAACUGUGCUCGAGUCCAAGGGCCCCGCCGAGGGUCAUAAAGAGAUCGAGGAUAAUGACUCGACGACUCUUUCUGAUACAGAGGAGGCUCGACGUGGCUCUGUAGAGCUUCUGACAAGCCCUGCCGUCAUCAGGAAGGUAUAUACGAAAGAGCUGGAUUUACCAUCCGAGGGAUCUGCGAAGAAAUCCAAAGAUCAUCCGAAGGACCGUCCACGGAGUGCAUCUGUUGAGGAGGAGACACCGAAACCACGUCGACCAACUAAUACUUAUGGGAAACGAUUGUCGAGCGGGAAGAAAAUAACCAAAGACUUGAAUGACAGAAAUGGCACACGAGACCAACUACCACACCAAGAUGAUACAAUUUGGGAUCUUCCUAGUUCCCCCGCUGCACCCAACUUGUCUUCCCGGAAAGCACGACGCCGUGGCCGUCAAUCGACCCCAAAAGUUUCUACUCCCACGAAAACCCCUCAGUCUUCUGCUGUUCUGCAACAAAAGCUUCAAGACUCCCAAUUACUGGGUCAUGAUGCAAGAUCCCGAAGCUCCUCGCCAGACGAGCUAAAUGUAGUCGAAGAGCCAGUCCCCCAACGACGCCCUGAGAAGGAAAUCGACGAGCCAGAAGAACCUCCGCUAGAAGAUUCAGAAAACGAUUCACCAUUGUCCUCGGCGCCUUUGUCUAUACCCUCUCUUGAAGAGGAUACACCAGAAAAAGCCACUGCGGUCGAAGAGGAACCCCGGCAAAAGACUCCCGAGGUGCUUGUGUCCGAAAUUGAUACUCCACAAGAACUUUUGGAGGAGAUCCAGGCGGCUCAACCGGCAGGAAGAAUAUUUCGAGAACGCAAUGCUAUCCAAAUCCAUCCGUAUGAAUUAGAGAAGGCCAAAUACCAAAGAUUGAUGAAGGAAGGAGGCAUUCGACCUGUUAGACCAAUUAUGGAAGAGGAGAGAAAGCGAGCCAAAGAAGCUACAGACGAAAGCCAAGAACAAGAUGAAUUCGAGCCCUUCCGUUCAAGUCCUCCUCCCGAAGAGUACUUGCCUCCCGAGAGACCUGAACGCCGUCGCGAAAGAGACAACUCGCCUUCGAAAUCUGCCCAUGUCAUCAAACGAAGAAGAAAAACACAGUAUGGAACUUGGCAUGAUGCUACAUCAGAAGUUGGCACAAGACCCCAGGUGAUAAUUAAUAAUUCAACACCUCCUAGAAAAGAUCCGAGAACGCCAGACUCAGGUAUUUCAUCAGCGACACAGACACCGCGUGCUGCAGAUGGGUUCCGAUUUCCUCCAGGGUUCACACCACCUCCGACUACAACGACAGCUGCGGGUUCAAAAUCAGCUACCCCAAGGGUCGACGAACAACCGAAUGCCGAACAGAUAGACUCAAAAGCUGCUUCUGACGAUAGUGAGGCCUCUGAUUCCUCUCAAGGCUCAUAUACGGCCCCUGGUGAAACUGCUGAAGAGCGUGAGAUCCGAAGGAUUCAGCGUCAAACUAAAGGUGUCCUCCCUGCAUCCUGGGUCCGACUUGAAGCGCGACAGCGUCUUGAACAACAAAAAGCAUCGCAGCAGAAUCGAAAUGUGGCUACUCAGCGGGCUGAUGCGAAAGGUGUUGCUCGAAAGAUUGUGCGCAAAUCUGGACAAUCUGGCAGAACAAUAUCUUUUGUCGAUCUCGAGGACUCAGAUGACAGUGAAGAUGAGGGUCGCAAUCGCAAUGCGGAUGAUCAAACUGCUGAGAAGGAUGAUGGCGGGAGCAUGUUCGCCUCCCAAGCCCCAUUUAAUGAUAAUGAUGCAGGUGAAAUCAUGGAAGAUAACCGAGUCGACUACAUGCUUCCGACUGUUCCACGUCAAUAUUCCGCUUCCCUUGACAGACGGAAAAGCUUGAAGCGCCCUAAGCCCAAGGAAAGCGCACAUGAAAGAGAAAGAUUGGCGAAGAAGGCUCGUUUGAAGCGACAGACCAGGCUUACUGAUGGGUCCUAUGGGACUCGACGGACGAAGAAGUCAUCAUCACGAUCUGCUCCGCGAUUAGGCAUUCUCGAUGCACCAGAUGUAGCAUCAAGGCCACGAGAUGAGCAGCCGCUCUUUCUGAGGGUUGCCGCGAGGGGUGUCCGCUCACGUCGAGAUGCAGGCAGGCGAAGUCCGACCCGAAAGUUCAUUCAAUUGAGCUCUAAGGUUGAUACAACUGAUGCAAAUCAAGCACUGCAAGAAUGGAAGCGAGGCAAAAUUCGACAAUCUAAAAAUGUUCGACCUCAAUCAAAGCCUCGCAAGUCGCGCCCUCUUGCAAAUCUGUCUAGUCGGCGUACUCAAGCUCGGCAAGUUGCCCAGCAGACUCGGUAUCCUGAACAUGCUCCAGAUUCUGCACCCAGAGAGGUUGAUCCAAUCAUGGUGGACGAUGAGGAUCAUAUUCAGCAAGAGAAUGUUUCAGCAAAUGUGGCUGCGACGCCUGUUGAGAUGCCACAAAAUCGACAAGUAGCAGCUGUUCGGCCUUCACAGCUAGAGAAACAUGGUCACCAAUGGGUUGUUAGAAGAAAUAUUGCCAUUUCAUCUUUACAUCGCAACACUGCUCGCCCGUCUGCGACCAGUCUGGCAGGACCUAGCGGUAGCCAAGCCGCAUCCAAGACCAUGUUUAGUCGAUCGUUGACUCUUCUUAAUCGAGAUUAUCGACAACAGCAUAAGUCUCAGACUUUCAAGCCUAGCCUGACACUAGAUCGGUAUAUUUCUGAUGUUGGACCUUUGGGUCCUUCUACAGAUGGUCCGACGAAACAAGUGCCAACCCAGAUAAAAGAUAAACAGCCAACCAUACAGCAAUGGCAGCAACGAAGAAGAUUGAAGAAGAAGCCCACACCCCAGCGAAUCAACAUAGAUGCAGAAGAAUUUCACCAAGAUGAAUCACAGGAUUUCAAUGCAACAAAUCUAGAGCUUUUGACUCCUGUUUCAAUGACUCAACCCGUGCCAUCAUCCCGUCCUGCUGCUUUUGGCGUAGGCGGAUUAUUCAACUGGCAGUCGUCGUAUGCGCUCGACUUUGGCAUCGCCCCCUUGCGACAUGGUGUGUUUUUCCAUGAAUCCACAUUCAUUGGGAGCGGCGACUUCUCUCGGUCCUUGCAAGUUACCAAAAGGAAUUUAGAUCAAAAUUCGAGGUCAUGUUCAAUAAUGAUAAAGGAUCAGGUUUUCCAAUGGAGCUCCUGGAACGAGAACGUCUCUUCACAAAUGGGCUCGGUGUUUGAAAGCAUGGUUAUUGAACUCGAACAAUGCACGAAUGCCCCAGAAAUGAGUUUAGCUCAUUCUCUGUCUUCCGCUUUACUUGCGUACCGAGCAAUGAUUGUCUAUGUGAAUGAUACAUUAUCAUUCAUUGAUCCUACUGAUCGAAAAGCCUUUGUCCAAAGAGCCAUGGGACUUGUUUCCUGGCUCGGAGAACCGAUAUCUGCUUUCGUCGCCAGCGGGAGAGAUGGUCAGAAUGAAUUGGUUAUGCUGGCAUGUUAUAAUCUGGUGUUCGCAAACCAAACGCGCCAGAUAGCCGACGGUAAAUUCGUUGAUCACCAGCUCUCUAAGGAUGCAUUGGAUCUUGUCAAAGUCUCUGCAAAAAAUGUCAUUUCUCUGGCAUUAUCCAAGGCUGGAAUCGCGAGUGUUCAGAUUUUUUUGGAGGAGACCAAGAAGCAGGAAGAGCGGGAUGCAGGAAUUCGGGAUGACUUCGCUCCGGUUACUGCAUUGGUUGUUACUGAGCAGCUGUUGCGCAGCUCAGAAUCUUUCAAUGGGGUUCUUGCUGAUACUCAGAUCGAUGUGUGCACAAAGGGUCUUAUUCGAAACCAGAAGGAUGUUGCCAAUCUGGAGUCUGCGUGGCGUGAUCUUUUCUUACUUCAGCCUUUCAUUGAGAUUGACCACCAUGGAAUAGCACGUCAUGAUUCUCGCUUUAAGAUACCGCAUCAAAACUGGUUUCUAGUCAAAAAGCUCUUGUCACCUGCACUGGAUAAUGCUGAUGCCAAUUCAGCUAUGCAGCCUAUUUCUUUCAAUUCCUAUUGUCGAACAAUUUUUCAACGAUGUCACCGUCUCAUAAAUGCUUGGGGAUGGGGAGAAUGCAAAGCUAUUCUUGACACACUUUACGACUUUUUUGCUCUGAAGACUUUAUACAAUUUAAAGCUCGAGGAAAGUCGUGGGUCUCCUGCCUUUCUUGAUGAGCUGGAUGGGACGCCCUCACUGGAUAUUCGACCUGGGGAACCGUGCUUUCACACCCUACUGAAGAUCAUUGCUACUGGUCUUCGCUUCUUGGCUUUAAAAUACGACGAGAAAAAGAUUCGCAAUUUUGCCUGGCGUCUCCUUCCAAAUCAUGGUCGUGUUUAUCCAAAAGAAAAACCUUUGCGUCAUGAGGACUUGGAUGCUUUGAGGAAUCACCACGACUUGCUUUGUACCUUGUACUGGGCUGUCCCAGAAGUGUGCAGACCUCGACUAGAGACGAUUCGAAACCUCGUUCACCCAGCUACUUCGCAUCAGGAAACAUGCAGCAUCAACAUUCGAUCGUGGAUAAGGCUCAUCAGAUUCAAAAUGUCAACAAGUGAGGAAGUCUCAAGCUUGGAGCCCUUUGCAGAUUGGCAUAGCUACUUCAUGGCAGAGCUCCAGCAACAGCAUUCACAGGCUCGAAGUGAGAUUGAAGCACAGAGCAAAAGCGACAAGUUUGCCUCGAAGGAACUCGUUGAGAGCCUCAUCUCCCAAAACCAGCGACAGAUUGAAUCCUUGUUGAGCAUGGGUCUUUCUGGACUACGAACUGCUAUCGAACUUGCUCCUUCACUCGAACAUGCGCACAAAGUGAUUUCGAAGACGCCAUUUGAUUCUAUUAUUGGGCUGUUCAACCCGAAAAUCCCAAGAGUCAACACUGUGGUCUCGGAAGCCCUUCAAGUGAUAAAGACCUAUGUUAACAAAGAUUCUGCUCCCCCUGUUGCAAGUGUGCCCAAUGAUGCCCCUGUGGCUAUCGAAGAAGAUAGUCAAGAGUUUGAAGGUCUUGAUGACUGGAACGACAUUGAUUCUGUACUUGUUCAACAGAGUACUACACCACGAGAAGAAAUUGAGCAUGUGCAGCGAGUCCUUUAUCCUGUUGUUUUUCGCCUCCUCUCUAAUUGUUUCGGUGCGGACAAUUCGCCUGAAGAUGCAAUUCUCUCGAACGUGGUUGAUGCUUGGGCUUCAAUUGCAAGUGCGCUUGUUCGCCAUGGGAUUCAGCGCUGGGAUAACUAUCUCAGUCAUUUCGGAGAUCGCUCAUGGGCCCAGCUUCGGCCGACGAUCCAGACUCGGAAAUAUGCAGCUCAAUUCCUGGCAUUGUGUAUUGAAAAAGACUUACAGAUCCUUGUUGAGAGUCGGAACCUCGUCAUGGGCAUCUGGAUGGCAUCCUUAGUAGAACGCGCACCAAUGCUCAAGUUUCAACACCGUCUUACAGAGGCGCUUCUCAACGGUAGACCUGACGACUUGAUUCUGAAAAAUCUGCCGUUCGUGAAAGACCAAACAGACGACAGAUAUCAUGUUUCCCUACAAGACAUUGGCCAGCGCCGUGUUUCUCUUAUCUCCAGUGUCCUUUCAAAUAUGCGUGAGCAUGUCCUACAACUAGAGGUCUCAGGCAGCCGAGAGUUGUCGAUUACAAAACAAGAUUAUUCCGAGCUAUUGGAGCAGAUGAUGACCGCAAUGAAAGAGAACUACCGUGAGCUAGGCAAUGGAGCGGUGGAAUCUGCUCAGGGCGCCUAUGUCGAGUUUGUGCACCGCAUCAUCCGGUUCCUCCAAGAACUCACCAGCGACAUUCGACCCGUCGACCCCUUCUUCACGAACCCCUCCUCAUUCCCUCUACCAUCUACAGACCCAGGUUACAUUGUUGCCAAGUUGAAACGCUAUGAGCCGAAGCUGUCUUCCAACAAGGAGGUUCAAACCUUGACUAUGUUUGUUCAAAGCAUCCUCGAACGAGCAACGGUGGAACGUCAACAAAGCAACUUAGUCAAUCAGCUACACACUGCUUUGAAAGGUACCUACGAGGCUGGACGGACUGAUCGACCCACCCUUCGUGCUGUCCUUUUACAGUGUGUAUUCCCAGCGUAUCUCGAGUUGUCUUUCAGCACUCCUACCGCUUGGCUUUUGAGCAGACCCAUUAUUCAGAGCAUCUCUCUUGUAUUCAAGGAUCUUCUUUUCAGCCUCAAUACCUAUGACCCGGCUUGCGUCACCUCUUUACUCAGAUCUUUCGAUGCGGUCUUUCAGUCAUUGUAUCGUGCUCUCCGGCCCUUGACUGCCUACCCAAGACGAUUCAAAGAUCCUGUUGUCUUGUCAAUGCUCGCCGAGUUUCUCAAGAUGGUAUCUACCUCACUCCCUGUGAUUGACUACCUCGACCGUAGCACCGAUCAGGCAGCGAGUGUGAUAUCUUAUCUUGAAUGGCUUCGAGAUCUGUCCACUGCCGUCUCAUUAGAGUUGAACAACCCUAUUUCGGGACCUGUGUCUGACAUGAAUAUUGCUGGCAUUCCCGCCUCAGAUCUCAACUCAAGUAACCUGGGAACUGGAUUACCGCAGCAUCUUGUGACGGGCCGACGCCUUGCUUUCGAAGAUCACCAGUCUUAUCUUAAGUACUGGUCUUUUCAUGACAGCAAGUAUUACUACAGUCGUCCUGGCCAUGCCUCGAAGGAGGUCACUUUAGAUCUUGAAAUUGUCGCGGUGGUUCAGAAUGAGGCAGAAGCGAGGAGAGUGUUUGAGGAUGCGAAAGAUGAAUAUUUGGAUUUUAUUGAUCGAUUGGGACUUUUGUCUGGAUGA